GGAAUCUGCGAGUUCCGCGCACGCCUCCGCGCGUCGGGUUCAGCGCAGUCUCCGGCAAGUGAUCGACAUGUCGUCCCCGCAGACCCCGGAGGAUGGGCAGGGCGGUGGCGACCCCCCCGGGGACCUUCGCAGCGUCCUGGUCACCAGCGUGCUCAACCUCGAGCCGCUGGACGAAGAUCUCUUCAGAGGAAGGCAUUACUGGAUACCCACAACCCAGCGGCUGUUUGGGGGUCAGAUCGUGGGGCAGGCCCUGGUGGCUGCAGCCAAGUCUGUGAGUGAAGACAUUCAAGUGCAUUCCCUGCACUGCUAUUUCGUUCGGGCAGGGGACCCGAAGGUGCCAGUUUUGUACCAGGUAGAGCGGACACGAACAGGGGCGAGCUUCUCAGUGCGCUCAGUGAAGGCCGUGCAGCAUGGCAGGCCCAUCUUCAUCUGCCAGGCCUCCUUCCAGAAGACCCAGCCCAGCCCCCUGCAGCACCAGUUCUCCAUGCCCUCGGUGCCCCCACCGGAAGAGCUGCUUGACUACGAGACCCUCAUUGACCAGUACUUAAGGGACCCUAACCUCCAAGAGAAGUACCGAGUGGGCCUGAACCGGAUUGCUGCCCAGGAUGUGCCCAUUGAGAUCAAGCUAAUAAACCCAUCCAGCCUGAGCCAGCUGCAGAACAUGGAGCCCAAACAGAUGUUCUGGGUGCGAGCCAAGGGCUAUAUUGGGGAGGGCGACAUCAAGAUGCACUGCUGCGUGGCUGCCUAUAUCUCAGACUAUGCCUUCCUGAGCACAGCGCUGCUGCCCCACCACUGUCAGCAUAAGGUGCACUUCAUGGUCUCUUUGGACCACUCCAUGUGGUUCCACGCCCCCUUCCGAGCUGACCACUGGAUGCUCUAUGAGUGUGAGAGCCCCUGGGCUGGUGGCUCCCGGGGGCUGGUCCGUGGGCAGCUGUGGCGUCGGGACGGGGUGCUGGCUGUAUCCUGUGCCCAGGAGGGCGUGAUCCGAGUGAAGCCCCCGGUCACAGAGAGCAGGCUGUAGCCAGAGGUACCAGCUUGGCCUGGGCUUCAAGGAUCUCCCUUCUUCCCCCACUCCUGAGGCUAGGCAGGAAUUACAGUUGAGGGCUGGGCUUUGUCCCUCACCCAAUAAAGAGGCUGCUACCACUGGA
Myotis myotis is the source of this 1148-nucleotide messenger RNA. It is a transcript of the gene ACOT8, whose product is annotated as acyl-CoA thioesterase 8. The record is from RefSeq and is a predicted model, not a curated record. The transcript has 6 exons. Gene Ontology annotation, cellular component: peroxisomal matrix. Bases 68 to 1021 code for a protein of 317 amino acids. NCBI's taxonomy places the organism in Eukaryota, Metazoa, Chordata, Mammalia, Chiroptera, Vespertilionidae. Gene Ontology annotation, molecular function: fatty acyl-CoA hydrolase activity. Gene Ontology annotation, biological process: acyl-CoA metabolic process; fatty acid catabolic process.